AUGGGGUUGCCCAAGAAACCACUUUGUUGCAUUUUCUUUGUUUUCUUGGUCAUUCUUGCAAUUUUCAAACUAAUAGCACCAGUUGAAUCUGCAUCUGGUGACACUACUUUAGUGUACAAAGGUUGUGCAAAACAGGCAUUAUCAGAUCCAUCUGGUGUUUACUCACAAGCCCUUUCAACUCUUUUUGGCUCACUUGUUUCACAAUCUUCAAAGUCUAAGUUUUACAAAACUACUACAGGUACCGGCCAAACAACAAUAACAGGUCUUUUUCAAUGUAUAGGUGACCUUUCAAAUGUUGAUUGUUAUAAAUGUGUGAAUGGUUUACCUAUACUAAUGGACAAACUAUGUGGCAACCCUACUCCUGUUGCUGCACGAAUUCAACUUUUAGGAUGUUACAUGUUAUAUGAGGUAUCUGGUUUUCCUCAAAUAUCAGGUAUGGAAAUGUUGUACAAGACUUGUAGUGGGAAAAAUAAUCCAGGUAGUGGAUUUGAAGAGAAGAGGGAUACUGCUUUUUCCACAUUGGAAAAUGGCAUGGCUAGUGCUAGUAAUGGAUUUUACACAGCAAAUUAUGAGUCUAUUUUUGUUUUGGGACAAUGUGAAGGAGAUGUCGGAAAUUCUGAUUGUGCUGAGUGUGUUAAAAAUGCUGUCCAAAAAGCUCAAGUUGAAUGUGGUAGCUCAGUUUCUGGCCAAAUUUUCCUACACAAGUGCUUUGUCAGUUUUAAUUAUUAUCCAGAUGGGGCUCCCAAAAAACCAUCAGCAUCAUCAAAUUGGUCUCCAUCUGCUUCAGCAGGCCAAGACACAGGGAAGACAGUGGCUAUAAUACUAGGAGGAGCAGCAGGAGUUGCUUUUCUAGUCAUUUGCAUGCUGUUUGCAAGGAACCAAAUGAAGAAACAGGAUGAUUAUUGAAGGGAUCAGCUGUGUAUUAUAAAGGCUGGCAAAAGCUUUUUCUUAGGUGGAUUCUUUCCUUGUUUAGAUUUUCUUCCUGGAAGAAAAAAAAAGAAUUUUUAUUUUCUUGAAAUUCCUCAAAAAGUGAGGGAGUUUGUGAGCUGUAAUUCUUGGAAUUAUUAGGUAAAAAGGGGGAAAACAAAAAAACCAUUGAGCAGAGAGUAAUUUUGGGGUGAUGAAACUGAGAUGAAUGGGACAUAAAAUUUUGGAGACAUGAUGUAACAAUACAUGUUUUUGUCAACUAUGAAGAAGAUUGGAAAAAGAGCAACUAAUGGUUUUGGCCU
Molecule: messenger RNA, 1229 nt
Organism: Lycium barbarum (goji berry)
Lineage: Eukaryota; Viridiplantae; Streptophyta; Magnoliopsida; Solanales; Solanaceae
Product: plasmodesmata-located protein 2-like
Exons: 3
Coding region: 1-906 (301 amino acids)
Biological process (GO): plasmodesmata-mediated intercellular transport; transport of virus in multicellular host
Cellular component (GO): plasmodesma
Source: RefSeq, a predicted model, not a curated record